CUCACACCGCCGCAUGCAGGAGAGUAGGGCCGAGGACGCCUCGCCGCCCUGCCCGUUGCUUUUCGGCCUCUCUCGGCGAUGAUGUCGCGCUGAUUCUGCAUGGCCCGUUUACUGCUCGCCGCGGCUCUCGCCACUACGCAAUCCAGCGCGCUACGCCUUGUCGCAAGGACCGCUGCUCCGCUCGCCAGCUCAGCGCGGCACGGAGAGGUCACCGUCAUCCCCGGCCUCUCGGCGGUAGCAGAUCGGUACGACGCAAUCCUCCUCGACCAGUUCGGCGUCCUGCACAACGGCGCCGAAGCACUUCCGGGAGCGGUGGACUGCUACGACCGGCUCUCCGCCGCAGGAGUCCAGAUGGCCGUCCUCUCCAACACCUCUCGGCGGCGUGCCCACGCCCUGUCGAAGCUGCCCACGCUGGGCUUUGACGCCGCGAAGCUGGCUGACUUUGUGUGCUCCGGAGAGCAGGCCCGUGAGCACCUCGCGUCGCGCGCAGGGCAGCGCAUGCUUUGGAUUGGGUGGGAUGAGCAGUUCCAGGCGUGGGACCCGCACUACCUCGACGGCCUCGACUUGCGCCUCGCCGACGCCGCCACCGCAGACUUUGUCUUCCUGCAGGGCUCUCAGACGCUCCGCGACGGCUCGCGCGCCACCCCGACCGAGGCGAGACAGCUCUCUCGGACGCACGCCUCAACGCACCGGAGAGGGGUGAUGCGCACGGGAGCGCCCAACGACGCGCUGGCGGCCGCUCUCCGCACCUGCGCGGCGCGAGGGCUGCCGAUGGCGCUCGGCGGCUCGGUGCUCUAUUACGGCAAGCCUCACCCCGCGGCGUUCGAGGCCGCCCUCGCCAGCCUUGGCGUGCCGCCCUCGCGCGUGCUGCACGUCGGCGACUCGCUGCUGCACGACGUGGCCGGCGCCCGUGCGGCAGGCGUCGACUCCCUCUUCGUGGCGGGCGGGAUUCAUGCGGAGGCCCUCGGCGUCGUCCCUGACGGAGGCGGCGGCGGCGGGGCGUCGCCGCUGCGAGCCGCGGCGCUUGAGGCCUUGUUUCACGACUUUGGAGUCUGGCCUACGAUGAGCGCGCCGGCGUUUGUGUGGCAGUAGCGGCAGAGAUAUGUCAGUGCUUGCCCAUCAUCUCAGGGAGAUGUUACAGUCUUUACAACGAUCCAUACACGAUA
Emiliania huxleyi CCMP1516 is the source of this 1166-nucleotide messenger RNA. It is a transcript of the gene PHO2, whose product is annotated as putative p-Nitrophenyl phosphatase. The record is from RefSeq and is a predicted model, not a curated record. The transcript is spliced from 4 exons. Gene Ontology annotation, molecular function: phosphatase activity. NCBI's taxonomy places the organism in Eukaryota, Haptophyta, Isochrysidales, Noelaerhabdaceae. The coding region runs from base 100 to 1092 and encodes 330 amino acids.